Messenger RNA from Entrophospora sp. SA101, 459 nucleotides. NCBI's taxonomy places the organism in Eukaryota, Fungi, Glomeromycota, Glomeromycetes, Entrophosporales, Entrophosporaceae. The record is from the annotation of a GenBank genome assembly.
AUGUCUUCGAAUGCCACUUAUAAAGUUGGAAUAUUAGGUGCAACAGGAACUGUUGGUCAAAGAUUUAUUAGUCUUUUAUCAACUCAUAAAACUUUUAUUAUUCAUUCCCUUGGUGCUUCUUCUCGUUCAGCGGGAAAAAAAUAUUCUAAAGCAACAAAAUGGAAAAUGACUACUCCCAUACCUUUAAAGGUUAAAGAUAUUAUUAUAAAAGUAUGUGAACCUGAACUAUUUGGUGAUUGUGAUGUUAUAUUUUCUGGGUUGGAUUCUGAUGUAGCUGGUGACAUUGGAGUUGAAGGUAAAUAUUUAUAUUUAUUUAAAAGUAAAAUUCGAGUAACUGUUUGUCACACUGGAGCAACAAAACAACAAUUAACUAUUGAACUAAGAUCACACACAACAGUUACACUUACAAUAGGUUGGCCGACAACACAGGACGGUAUACGUCACAAUCCAUUGCGGUAA